Molecule: messenger RNA, 4078 nt
Organism: Staurois parvus
Lineage: Eukaryota; Metazoa; Chordata; Amphibia; Anura; Ranidae
Source: the annotation of a GenBank genome assembly
AUGGUGUCCUGGGUGCUGUGUGCGGGUCUAGUCCUCCUUCACAUCUCCUGCUCAGUGGAAGCCAAACUGCACUAUGCGGUCAUCUUCCCCUCCGAAAUUCGCACUGAGCAUUCUGAAACCAUAUGUAUACACCUGGAAGGGGCUCAGGGGGAGAGCAGAGUACAGAUCUCCUUACAUCUGGAAGAAAAGAACACAACCCUUGUAGAGAAGAGCUUCACGCAAGACUCCAUAUUCACCUGUGUUCCAGUCAGGGUUACCAAAUCUGUAGAGUCAGAGGUGGUUGGCACAUUGAAGAUCUCCAUAGAGAAUGCAGGGGAAACAGUCGUGAAGAGCAAUAAAGUUCUGGUGAAGGAGACGAGAUCCAGCCUUCUAGUUCAGACAGACAAAGCUGUGUACAAACCAGGACAAACUGUGAACUUCAGAAUUCUCUCCCUUAAUGAAGAUCUUCAACCACAAAAUAUUAUAUUUGCAGCUGUAGAACUACAGGACCCAGGAAAGAACCGGAUUGGUCAGUGGCUGAAUGUGAGCAUCAGUCAGGGAUUAUCUGAGUUUUCCCUUCCCCUGUCUUCUGAGCCUCCAUUGGGGGAAUACUCCAUUCGGGUGAAGGACACAGUCCAUACCUUCACAGUGGAAGAAUAUGUUCUUCCAAAGUUUGAAGUUUCCCUUCAGUUCCCCAAGGUUGUUAUGUUUGAUAGUAACAAGUUCCCACUUCAUAUAUGUGGAAGAUACACUUAUGGGAAGCCAGUUCAAGGAAACUACACUGCCACUGUGUGUCACAAACAUUACAGAUAUUGGUGGAGAAGAAUGAGUGAUAGCAAAACUGAUAUCUGUACGAAUUUCUCUGGAACGCUGGACAGAUCAGGAUGUCAUAUAAUAGACGUCAAUUCUGAGGCCCUUAACCUGAGGAGCACUGGCAUGGAGGAUGUUCUGAGAGGAGAAGCCUCCAUCACUGAGACUGGGACAGGAAUUGUAUUAUCUACAACCAGCCAAACUAGUGUAUCCAACGUAAUCAAUAAGGUGGUGUUUGUUGAUGCUGAUGGUAACUACAAAGCUGGGAUCCCCUACAAUGGAGUGAUUAAAGUGGUGGAUUCCAGUGAUAAUCCUGUACCAGGCAUUAAUGUUUACCUAACAAAUAAUGAGCCUGCAAUCAAUAAUACCUUAGUGACAGAUGACAAUGGGCGAAUUUCUUUCACACUGGAUACAAUUGGCUGGAAGGGACAAAAAAUCCUGAGGGCAAGGACAAACCUGCAGAAGUCGACAUUUUUUCAAGACUUCAAGUUCCCUAGAUAUGGCGAUGCACAACUGAAUCUAAAACCCUUCUACUCCCGUUCUAAGAGCUUUCUGAAGCUCCACUCUGUGGACAGAGUCCUCCCAUGCGAAGGGCAGCAGGAGGUGAAGGUGGAAUUUAUCAUUAAACACACAGAGCUGAAGAAUGAAACUGACCACUUAGACCUCCAUUAUAUGGUGACUUCUACAGGUUCUAUAUAUGAUUUUGGGUCUUUAAAAAUUGGCUUCAAUAGCAAAAGUAAAGAUCUGUAUGGCAAGGCUACAUUGAAGCUCCCAUUAAGUGCAGGAAAAUCUUCUACUCUGUGGACACUUGUGUACACUAUGUUACCAGAUGGAGACAUUUUAGCCGACUCUGCAAACUAUAAAGUUCAGAGAUGCUUCAAGAAUAGAGUAUCAGUCGGCUUCUCACCAGAUGAGAUCCUCCCAGGAUCUGAUGUGUCUCUUCAGGUUCAGGCUGCUCCUGGCUCUCUCUGUGGUCUCAGGGUGGUGGAUCAGAGUGUGGUGUUACUGAAACCAGACAAGGAGCUGACUGCUGACAAAGUUUUUAAUCUAUUUCCAUCCCGGAAUAGUGGAGGGUAUGACUAUCGUAUCAGGGAGGACCUUGAUAAUCCAUGCAGACCUUUUGAAGAUGAAAGAAGGAUAAUGUUUACGUACUAUUCAUAUCGCCGUUAUGGUAACAUGGGUGUGGAUGUGCACAGUUUAUUUGAGGGGAUAAACCUAAAAAUAAUAACAAGUGCAAACAUUCAGAAACCUCUGGAGUGCCACAUGGACUUUCCAAGUUAUCGAUUGAGCAGACCAGUUGGAGGCACAGUACGGGCUGAUACAUAUAGAGCAAGAUCACCUGGAUCAAAAAUGUCUAAGGUAAUAAAUGGCAUAGAGCAUACGGAACAAGAGAAAGAGAAAGAAAAAGAGCCCAUCCGAACGUAUUUCCCUGAAACCUGGAUAUGGGAACUUAUAGCAGUAGGAGACUCUGGCAGUACUCACUUCCAUCGUAAGACUCCAGACACCAUCACAGACUGGAAUGCCGGGGCCGUAUGUUUGGGUCAGAGUGGAUUUGGCCUGUCUCCUCCUGUCUCUCUUCGGGUCUUCAAGCCAUUCUUUGUAGAUCUCACCCUCCCAUAUUCUGUAGUGAGAGGAGAAACUUUUACUCUUAAAGCCUCUGUGUUUAACUAUCUCAAGCAGUGCAUUAAGAUUAAAGUCACGCUGGGCCCCACGAAGGAGUUAAAUCCGACACCUUGUACAGACUGUACUUACAGCUGCUGUCUGUGUGCCGAUGAAAGCAAAACCUUCUACUGGAACCUGAAAGCCACCAAACUGGGAGAAGUAAACAUUACAGUGCGAACUGAGGCUGUGAACACUGAAGAGUUGUGUCAGAAUGAGAUACCGAUUGUUCCCAAACAAGGGGCCAUUGAUACCAUUGUAAAACCCUUACUUGUACAGCCCGGAGGAGUUCUGGUGGAGAAAUCGCACAGCUCUCUGCUCUGCAUCCAAGAAGAAGAUAACACUAAGACAGAGGAUGUUUCCCUAAAGGUUCCUAUGGACAUUCUGAAGGACUCUGAAAGAGCUUAUGUGACUGUGUUGGGAGAUAUUAUGGGCACAGCAUUGCAAAACCUGGACCGUCUACUGGCCAUGCCAUAUGGGUGUGGAGAACAGAACAUGGUCCUCUUUGCCCCCAAUAUCUUCAUUCUGCAGUAUUUGGAAAAGACUCAUCAGCUAACCGAUGAGAUCAAGAGCAAAGCCAUCAAGUUCCUAGAGAGUGGAUAUCAGCGACAGUUGACAUACAAGCGUGAUGAUGGGUCAUACAGUGCCUUUGGAAAAAGUGACCGCGCGAGGGCAACACAUGGCUGUCAGCAUUUGUAGUGAAGUCCUUUAGCAAAGCUCGGCCUUAUAUAUUUAUAGAUGAAAGCCACCUAAAACAAUCCUUUACCUGGCUGAAGAAUCAUCGUAAUGAGACUGGCUGCUUCCGCAGUGUGGGAAGACUCUUCAAUAAUGCUAUGAAGGGAGGAGUGGAAGAUGACAUUUCCCUUUCCGCCUAUGUGGCAAUUGCUCUGAUAGAUGGCGGUGUACCCCUGGAGGAUCCUCUGGUCAGAGAAGCAGUGUCCUGUCUGCAAAAAGUAGCCGUGGAUGUGUCUAGUGUAUACACUCUGGCUCUGCUAGCUUACACAUAUACACUCAGCGGAGACACCGAGCUCAGAAAAACUGUAUUGGACAAACUAGAGGAGAAGGCUGUUGGAGGAGAUGGACAACUCUACUGGAAACGUGAUACUGUGCCUCCCAAGCAAGAUUCAUACUGGUACCGAGCUCCAUCUGCUGAGGUGGAGAUGAGCUCCUAUGUGCUCCUGGCUCUACUCUCUGGUCCUGAACCUGACCUGGGCAAAGCUGCAGAGAUUGUGAACUGGCUGAGCAAACAGCAGAACCCCUAUGGAGGCUUCUCAUCUACACAGGACACAGUUGUGGCUCUCCAAGCUCUGGCCAAGUAUUCCGAGCUCACAUUUAGUGAUAAGGGUGAUGUGACUGUGACUGUUGGUUCCAGCUCAGGAUUUCUAGAGAGUUUCCAUGUAGACAAAAAACAACCGGCUCCUCCUCCAGAAAGCAUCACUACCAGCUGUUACUGGAGAUUACACUGUGACUGCCAUGGGCAACGGCUGUGUAUUUGUACAGACAGUCCUGAGAUACAAUGUUCCACCACCCAGAAGUGACACCAGCUUUUCAUUAAAGGUGACACCAAAGUCAAACAGAGAGUGCCUGGGGGAUCCAGUGACAAAUUUUGAGAUUCUUAUCAGUGCUACGU